GGAGGCGCUGCUGGGAGCGGAGCUGCCCCAGGUGCCGGAUACGAACUCGGCGGCGGCGGCGGCCGAUAAAAGCAACUUAGUUUUCAGUAACUGAAUAGACAUCAUGUCUCGAGCACGGCAGCCCCCGCUUGUAACUGGCAUCUCUCCCAAUGAAGGCAUCUCGUGGACAAAAGUGACAAUUAGAGGAGAAAAUUUGGGGACUGGGCCUACAGACCUCAUAGGUUUAACAAUCUGUGGGCACAACUGUCUGCUAACUGCUGAAUGGAUGUCUGCCAGUAAAAUCGUGUGUCGAGUCGGACAGGCUAAAAAUGACAAGGGAGACAUUAUUGUUACUACAAAGUCUGGUGGCAGAGGAACUUCAACUGUUUCCUUCAAACUGCUUAAACCUGAAAAAAUAGGUAUCUUGGAUCAGUCUGCUGUCUGGGUGGAUGAAAUGAACUAUUAUGACAUGCGCACUGAUAGGAACAAAGGGAUUCCCCCCUUGUCCCUACGUCCAGCUAAUCCGCUUGGUAUUGAGAUAGACAAAGGCAGAUUCCCUCAAAAAGAUUUAGAGGCACUGUUUCCUGGGAUGAGUGCUGAUUUCACUAGUGAAAACUUCUCUGCUGCCUGGUACCUGAUUGAGAAUCAUUCAACAACAAGUUUUGAUCAGCUCAAAACGGCUGUUGUGAAUUUGAAGAAACAAGCCAAUAAGAAAAAUGAGGGGAGUCUAGCUUAUGUGAAAGGAGGUCUCAGCACAUUUUUUGAAGCACAAGAUGCUCUGUCAGCAAUCCAUCAAAAACUGGAAGCGGAUGGAACGGAAAAAGUAGAAGGAUCCAUGACGCAAAAACUGGAGAAUGUACUGAACAGAGCCAGUAACACAGCAGAUACCUUAUUCCAAGAAGUGCUGGGUCGAAAGGACAAAGCUGAUUCAACAAGAAAUGCACUUAAUGUUCUUCAGCGUUUUAAAUUUCUUUUCAACCUUCCCUUGAAUAUUGAAAGAAAUAUCCAGAAGGGCGAUUAUGAUGUGGUUAUUAAUGACUAUGAAAAAGCCAAGUCACUCUUUGGAAAGACAGAGGUUCAAGUAUUCAAAAAAUAUUAUGCUGAAGUUGAAACCAGAAUUGAAGCUUUAAGAGAACUUCUGUUGGAUAAGCUGCUUGAAACUCCGUCAACAUUGCAUGAUCAGAAACGUUAUAUAAGAUAUCUUUCUGAUCUUCAUGCGCCUGGGGACCCUGCUUGGCAGUGCAUUGGUGCUCAACAUCAGUGGAUUCUGCAGCUUAUGCACAACUGUAAGGAGAGCUAUGUUAAAGAACAAAAAGGCAACUCAUUGCUCCACAGCCCCAUGUUAGACCUGGACAGUGAUGUGCGUCCAUCACCAAUUGGCCAUCUCAGUCAAACUGCUUCAUUGAAAAGGGGCAGCAGCUUUCAGUCUGGCCGUGAUGAUGCUUGGCGAUACAAAGCUCCUCAGCAAGUUGUAUUUGUUGAAAAGUUGACAAAACUUGUUGUAAGUCAGCUGCCCAACUUCUGGAAGCUCUGGAUUUCUUAUGUGAAUGGAAGUUUAUUCAGUGAGACUGCUGAAAAAUCUGGCCAAAUGGAAAGAUCAAAGAAAAACGCUAGGCAAAGACAAAAUGAUUUCAAGAAAAUGAUUCAGGAAGUGAUGCACUCUCUGGUAAAACUUAUCCGUGGAGCUUUGCUUCCAUUCAGCCUCAGAGAAGGAGAAUCAAGACAGUAUGGUGGCUGGGAGAUGAAAUCUGAACUUUCUGGCCAGUGGCUAACACAUGUUAUCCAGACUGUAAGGCUUAGUUCUGAGUCUCUUACUGCACUCGAGAUACCCAAUGAUAUGCUUCAGAUAAUCCAGGAUCUUAUUUUGGACCUUCGUGUGCGUUGCAUUAUAGUGACCUUACAACACACAGCUGAAGAUAUAAAGAGGUUAGCUGAAAAGGAAGACUGGGUUGUUGACAAUGAAGGUUUGACAUCGUUGCCAUCCCAGUUUGAACAGUGCAUUAUCCGUUCCUUGCAAUCUCUUAAAACUGUGCUGGACUGCAAACCUGGAGAGGCCAGCGUUUUCCAGCAGCAGAAAACACAGGAGGAUGUGUGCCGACUAAGCAUUGGGAUCAUGCAGGUCUUUAUAGACUGUUUGGAACAACUGAGCACCAAACCUGAUGGUGACAUAGAUACAGCACAUCUUUCAGUUGAUGUUUCAUCUCCAGAUUUGUUUGGAAGCAUUCAUGAAGACUCAAGUCUUUCUUCAGAACAGAGACUUUUAAUUGCACUCAGUAACUGCCGUUAUCUGGAACGUCAUACCUUCCUAAAUAUAGCUGAACAUUUUGAGAAACAUGGCUUUCAAGGUGUUGAAAAAAUAACUCAAGUUAGUAUGGAAUCCUUGAAAGAGCUGGAUCAAAGACUGUUUGAAAUGUACAUUGAAUUCAAGGCAGAUCCGAUAGUUGGGUCAUUAGAACCUGGCAUUUAUGCAGGAUAUUUUGAUUGGAAAGAUUGUCUUGUUCCAGCAGGUGUCAGAAACUAUUUGAAAGAAGCAUUAGUGAAUAUCAUUGCUGUGCAUGCAGAGGUGUUUACCAUUUCCAAAGAUUUAGUUCCUCGGGUAAUGUCAAGGGUUGUAGAAGCAGUCUCUGAAGAACUGAGUCGACUGAUGCAGUGUGUUUCAUCCUUCAGCAAAAAUGGAGCUUUACAGGCAAGACUUGAAAUCUGUGCGUUAAGAGAUACCGUGGCCAUAUACCUAACACCUGAGAGCAACUCGAGCUUUAAGCAAGCUUUGGAAGCCUUGCCUCAGCUCUCAAGUGGAACUGACAAAAAGUUACUAGAAGAGUUACUAAACAAAUUUAAAAGCAGCAUGCACUUGCAGCUGACCUGUUUUCAAGCUUCUUCGUCAGCAAUGAUGAAAACAUAGACAACGACACAAUGCAGGCAACUCGAAAGACAAAUGUACUUAAAUGUCACCCAUUUUUUCUGUACUUCUUCAAUUCCUUUGAAGAGUGAAGAAAACAAAAGGAAUUUCACUGAAAAAGAAAUUAUGAGAUACAACUCUGAGUAAUGGUAUGGGGUAUCCUGCUGAGUGAGACUUCUGGUCAUAAAUACCUUGAUAAAAUGGUUUUCUGUCUACUGUAUUUCAUUCUGUAGAGGAGAUUAAGCCAAUUUUGUUUACAUACACUCUUCUUGGCUGUAUGUUCAUGAAGAAAUAUUCAUUGGUGUGCUGCAAUCU
Molecule: messenger RNA, 3193 nt
Organism: Gymnogyps californianus (California condor)
Lineage: Eukaryota; Metazoa; Chordata; Aves; Accipitriformes; Cathartidae
Gene: EXOC2
Product: exocyst complex component 2
Exons: 28
Coding region: 104-2881 (925 amino acids)
Biological process (GO): Golgi to plasma membrane transport; exocytosis
Cellular component (GO): exocyst
Source: RefSeq, a predicted model, not a curated record